This is a messenger RNA of Striga asiatica, 375 nucleotides long. The record is from the annotation of a GenBank genome assembly. NCBI's taxonomy places the organism in Eukaryota, Viridiplantae, Streptophyta, Magnoliopsida, Lamiales, Orobanchaceae.
AUGCGCUCUGUGACGCCUGGGACAAUGCACGCGCAAUCCUUGGGUUGUCGCGUCACAGUGCCUCACGAGAAUCUUGCGUGCUGCUCUUCUUCUGUCACCGAGGGCCAUCGGUCGCCAUCUCACAGCCUCUUCGCGACUCAGCUGUGGCCUGCGCUUGGUCAAGCACCUACAGGCCAACAGGGUGUUGUCCGAGGCCCGUGCGCACCUGCUACCCGUGAGAUCGUCGAGUAUCGGCUCGCCGUUGGUGUUGGUGCAGUGGAUGUGCAUAAGGUUAACCAGAAUGCGGGUGAUCAAGUGCCGGUAGUCGACAUUCCAUUUGAGAAAAGCAAACGUCUAACGACAUGGCUUCGACAGCUUCCCUUGCAAAAUCCAUAA